Telopea speciosissima is the source of this 2028-nucleotide messenger RNA. Its product is annotated as probable sulfate transporter 3.4. NCBI's taxonomy places the organism in Eukaryota, Viridiplantae, Streptophyta, Magnoliopsida, Proteales, Proteaceae. Gene Ontology annotation, cellular component: membrane. Gene Ontology annotation, biological process: transmembrane transport. Bases 26 to 1996 code for a protein of 656 amino acids. Gene Ontology annotation, molecular function: secondary active sulfate transmembrane transporter activity. The transcript is spliced from 13 exons. The record is from RefSeq and is a predicted model, not a curated record.
ACCACUUUGUAUUGUUUAUGCAAAAAUGGGUAUAAACUCCAAUAGAGUAUCAGGGCAGGAAACCACUAUCAUGAUCCAGACUGAGUCUUUUCCACCAUUAGAGAUACACAGAGUGUGUUUACCACCCAACACAACCAUUUUUCAGAGGCUUAAACAUAGACUUUCUGAGAUCUUCUUCCCAGAUGACCCUCUUUACAGGUUCAAAAACCAGACACUCUUAAGGAAAUUCAUUCUGGGUCUCCAGUAUCUUUUCCCCAUAAUUCAGUGGGGGCCAACUUACAGUCUCAGCCUACUUAAGUCUGAUGUCAUAUCUGGACUCACCAUUGCAAGUUUAGCAAUCCCACAGGGAAUUAGUUAUGCAAACGUUGCAAAUUUGCCUCCUAUAAUUGGGCUUUACUCCAGCUUUGUUCCACCAUUGAUCUAUACUAUCCUUGGAAGUUCCAGACAUCUUGCUGUAGGUCCAGUUUCAAUAGCAUCUCUAGUCAUGGGCUCCAUGCUUGAAGAGACAGUCCCCCAUGCUAAAGAUCCAAUUCUUUAUCUUCAGUUGGCUUUCACUGCCACCUUUUUUGCUGGUUUAUUUCAGGCAUCUCUGGGGAUACUUAGGUUAGGCUUCAUCAUUGAUUUCCUCUCCAAGGCUACCCUGAUUGGAUUCAUGGCAGGGGCAGCAAUCAUAGUAUCCCUGCAACAGCUGAAAGGGUUGCUUGGGAUUGUUCACUUCACAAGCAAGAUGCAAAUCAUUCCUGUAAUGUCCUCUGUUUUUCAUCACACAAAGGAGUUUUCCUGGCAAACAAUAGUGAUGGGCUUGAGUUUCCUGGUCUUUUUAUUGGUAACAAGACAUAUUAACAUGAGGAAACCAAAGCUUUUCUGGGUCGCUGCAGCCGCUCCGCUGACAUCUGUUAUUCUAUCAACCCUUCUGGUCUUCUUCCUCAGAGAACAUGUUGUUAAUCACAUCUCCACAAUUGGGCAUUUACUGCAAGGUCUGAACCCACCUUCAGCAAAAAUGCUCUACUUCCAUGGACCUCACCUAGACCUUGCUAUUAAAACAGGGAUCAUAACAGGAAUUUUAUCUCUCACUGAGGGAAUUGCAGUGGGAAGAACAUUUGCUUCUCUCAAAAAUUACCAAGUUGAUGGGAACAAAGAAAUGUUGGCAAUUGGUAUGAUGAACAUGGCUGGUUCUUGCUCCUCAUGUUAUGUUACCUCUGGAUCUUUUUCUCGACCUGCUGUAAACUAUAAUGCUGGGGCACAAUCAGCGGUUUCGAACAUAGUAAUGGCAGUAACAGUUCUUGUGACACUACUGUUCCUCAUGCCCUUGUUCAAGUAUACUCCUAAUGUAGUCUUAGCGACGAUAAUUAUAACAGCCAUGAUUGGAUUGAUCGACUACCGGAAUGCAUUGAAAUUGUGGAAGGUGGAUAGGCUUGAUUUCUUGGCCUGUUUGUGUGCCUUCUUUGGUGUUCUCUUCAUCUCUGUGCAGAUUGGUCUUGCAAUAGCUAUCGGAAUCUCAAUCUUCAAAAUUCUGUUGCAUGUAACGAGGCUAAACACAGUGGUUUUGGGGAACAUUCUGGGCACCCAAAUAUAUCAAAAUCUAAGCAGUUAUGGAGAGGCCAAGAGGAUUCCCUCCUUCCUCAUUCUUGGCAUCGAAUCACCCAUCUAUUUUGCAAAUUCUAAUUAUCUCCAAGAAAGGAUACUAAGAUGGGUCCGAGACGAGGAAGAAAGAACCAAAAUAAAAAAGGAGAGUUCCAACAAGUGCUUAAUUUUGGACAUGUCAGCUGUGACAGCCAUUGACACAAGUGGCCUCGUAACAUUAAUUGAACUUAAAAAGACACUGGAGAAACGGUCGCUUCAGCUUGUGUUGGUGAAUCCUGCUGCAGAAGUAAUGGAAAAACUCCACCGAUCUAAUAUUUUAGAGUCUUCUUUUGGUAUAAAUGGACUCUAUCUGACUGUUGGGGAAGCUGUUGCUGCCGUAUCUCUAUCACUCAAGAGUCAGCCCCAGCCCUGAACUGUUUCAGGUUACUUAAAGAGUCUCACCAA